This is a messenger RNA of Gracilinanus agilis (Agile Gracile Mouse Opossum), 2245 nucleotides long. It is a transcript of the gene ZBTB44, whose product is annotated as zinc finger and BTB domain containing 44. Lineage: Eukaryota; Metazoa; Chordata; Mammalia; Didelphimorphia; Didelphidae. The coding region runs from base 1 to 1851 and encodes 616 amino acids. Gene Ontology annotation, molecular function: protein binding. The transcript has 5 exons. The record is from RefSeq and is a predicted model, not a curated record.
AUGGGUGUGAAAACAUUUACUCAUAGUUCCCCUUCCCACAGCCAGGAGAUGCUUGGAAAGUUAAAUAUGCUUCGAAAUGAUGGACAUUUCUGUGAUAUCACUAUUCGUGUCCAGGACAAAAUCUUUCGGGCUCACAAGGUGGUACUGGCAGCUUGCAGUGAUUUCUUUCGCACCAAACUUGUUGGCCAAGCAGAGGAUGACAGCAAGAAUGUAUUGGAUUUGCAUCAUGUGACAGUCACUGGAUUUAUACCCCUUUUGGAGUAUGCUUAUACAGCAACUCUGUCAAUUAACACAGAAAAUAUUAUUGAUGUCCUGGCUGCAGCCAGCUAUAUGCAAAUGUUUAGUGUUGCCAGCACCUGCUCAGAGUUCAUGAAAUCAAGCAUUUUAUGGAAUACACCCAACAACCAACAAGAAAAGGGCCUAGAUGCUGGGCAAGAAAACAAUUCUAACUGCAAUUUUACCUCUCGAGAUGGUAGUCUUUCUCCAGUGUCUUCAGAAUGCAGUGUGGUAGAAAGGACCAUUCCUGUCUGCCGAGAGUCCCGGAGAAAGCGUAAAAGCUACAUAGUUAUGUCUCCUGAAAGUCCACUUAAGUGUAGCACACAGACAAGUUCUCCCCAAGUGCUAAAUUCUUCAGCUUCCUAUUCAGAGCCUAGAAAUCAACCAGUUGACUCUUCCUUAUCUUUUCCCUGGACUUUUCCAUUUGGAAUUGAUCGAAGGCUUCAGUCAGAGAAGGUUAAGCAGGUAGAAAAUCCCAGGACUUUAGAACUGCCAGGCCCAUCUGAGUCAGCUAGAAGAAUGACUGAUUAUAUGACAUGUGAGAGUACAAAGGCUAAUUUGCCUCUGGUUACUGAAGAAGAUGUACGGGUCAAAGUGGAAAGGUUAAGUGAUGAGGAAGUUCAUGAGGAAGUAUCCCAGCCUGUCAGUGCAUCUCAGAGUUCCCUGAGUGAUCAGCAGACAGUGCCAGGAAGUGAGCAAGUUCAGGAGGAUCUUCUAAUUAGUCCCCAGUCUUCCUCUAUAGGCUCAGUAGAUGAAGGAGUCACUGAAGGACUACCUACACUUCAGAGCACCUCCAGCACUAAUACUCAUGCAGAUGAUGAAGAUCGAUUGGAAAAUGUUCAGUACCCCUACCAACUCUACAUUGCUCCUUCUACCAGCAGCACAGAACGACCAAGUCCAAAUGGUCCAGAUAGACCUUUUCAGUGUCCAACUUGUGGGGUCAGAUUCACCCGCAUUCAGAACCUUAAGCAGCACAUGCUUAUCCACUCAGGCAUUAAACCAUUUCAGUGUGACCGCUGUGGGAAAAAGUUCACCCGGGCUUACUCGCUAAAGAUGCAUCGCCUAAAGCACGAAGGUAAACGCUGUUUCCGGUGCCAGAUAUGUAGUGCCACUUUCACUUCCUUCGGGGAAUAUAAACACCACAUGCGGGUUUCCCGGCACAUUAUCCGCAAGCCUCGGAUUUACGAGUGCAAAACUUGUGGCGCCAUGUUCACCAACUCUGGAAAUUUAAUCGUGCACCUGAGGAGUCUGAACCAUGAAGCGUCAGAGCUAGCAAACUACUUCCAGAGCAGUGAUUUCCUAGUACCGGACUACUUAAACCAGGAGCAAGAAGAGACUCUUGUUCAGUACGAGCUUGGAGAACACAGUUUUGAAAACAAUUCCUCUGUCCAAAUGCCUGUCAUUUCACAGGUCUCAUCAACUCAGAAUUGUGAAAGCACUUUUCCUUUGGGGUCUCUCAGUGGUCUGACAGAAAAAGAGGAAGAAAUGCCAGAGCAGCCAAAGACCAGUGCCAGUAGUGAGACAAUUAGAGAUGACCCCCCAAAAUUGGAGCUGUCUUCUAUUACUAUUGAAUAAUUUUAUGGUUUGGCUUCAUUUUUGUUUGAUUUUUAGAAAGUGCCUGUGCUUGGUCCUGUACAUUUUUUAAUUUAAUUUUUUAAAGAUGAAAGGAUAUAAUGGGGAGAAAUCCUUUAUACUUUGUUACCUAUGCUUUAAACAGAAAACUGCAACAGAUGUCACAUUUUUCAUGACAAAGAGAUCACUCUUAAGACUAAGUAUACAAUAAGAUCAUGUCCAAUCAUAAUAGAAGCUGUGAUAUACUUAAGGAAAACUGACAUAAAAUACCUAACAAUUUCUUAUACCAUUAGUGUAGAUUGUCUCUUCUCUUCAGGCCAUUGGGUAAAUAAGAAAUCAGAAGACUUUUAAUCUGACUAAAAUGCAAAUAUAUGCCAGAAAUAAUUACUGUACAGAC